Molecule: messenger RNA, 1329 nt
Organism: Mercenaria mercenaria
Lineage: Eukaryota; Metazoa; Mollusca; Bivalvia; Venerida; Veneridae
Product: nephrin-like
Exons: 4
Biological process (GO): cell-cell adhesion
Cellular component (GO): cell-cell junction
Molecular function (GO): cell adhesion molecule binding
Source: RefSeq, a predicted model, not a curated record
UGUCCAUAUUUUUCUCUUUCAGUAAAGCCAAGCACGCCAACAGUCACUCAGAAAUCUCCUGUAUCAGUUGGAGAUACUGUAGAGGUCAGCUGUACAACAACUGGUUGUAGACCUGCUGCAAAUAUUUCAUGGUCUUACCAAGGGUCAACAAUAACUGGUAAUGUGACUGCUACACCUGAUGCUAGAGAAAUAUAUAGAGUUGUGUCUUUAUUCCGGAAACAGGUGGCUGCUGCAGAUAAUGGACGUACUGUACAAUGUAUAGUUACACAUCCAACCUUGAUCAAUCCAUCAGAGGAAACUGCAUCUGUUAACCUUACUGUGCACUUUUCAGUUAGACCCUCAACGACAGAUAUCACUGGCAACAAAGAAAUGAUUGCUACAGGCCAAACAGCAUUAUCAUUGACAUGUACCACAGGAUCCUCUAACCCUGCCUCUGAUAUUAGAUGGAAAAAAGGUUCUGUAACAUUAUCUAGUAAUCGUUCAUACACGGAAUCUGCUGGAGACAAUAAUGGAUUGGUGAGAUCACAGCAACUGAUACUGUACCCAACACGGUAUAUGGAUGGUGAUAGCAUAUCGUGUGAAGUGUCAAAUACAGAGUCAGAGUCUGAUGUUGUGGAUACCAUUACACUCAAGUUGAAAUAUUCUCCACUUGUUACUAUCCGAAGUCAACAACAGAACACACUAAGAGAAGGCGAAAGGAAACAGCUGUCUUGUAAAGUAAACAGUAAACCAUCAGCUACUAUAAAAUGGUACCACUGGGACAGUUUGAUAUUUGAAGGAACACCAGUCAGCAAUGUACUGAAUUACAGUUUUACACCUAUCAACAGAACACACUAUGGAAAUUAUAGCUGUAGGGCAGACAAUGGAAUAGGCGCAGAACAUCAGGAGAAAAUCUCUAUUACAGUUACAUUUAAGCCUCUUACAACAACAAUAUCAGGAAACAGAAAUAUCAUUGCUAAUGGACAAAAUACAUUACCACUACUGUGUACAUCUGGAAGUUCAAACCCGAUAUCAGACAUAACAUGGAGAAUUAACAGUGUCAUCACACCAAGUAACGGAAGUCUAUCUGAUCAGAGUGCGGAAUAUGGCGGACAGAAACGUCGGCAGAGACUUACAUUGACCCCAACACGUGACAAUGAUGGUGACAGUAUUUCAUGUGAAGCUCAAAAUAGCAUAGGAACAUCUGAAAUUAAUACAGUGAAACUGGAUCUAAGAUGUAGGUCUUGUGAUAAAUUUUACUAUCUUAAGUACAUGUACUUAAUUUUCUAUUUUCCUUAAUUGUACCAACUUAAUUUUCUGUCACACAAAUUCUUGUUCCAUGUUUGUUAG